AUAAUCUUUAUAGGCAGCCAGAGCCUUAUAAAGGGAGAUGCAAUAUGCGGUUAAAAUUCUCAUUUUAAAUGUCACAUGUGAAUAGAUUAAAGUUCAAUUAUUAGACAAUCAAAAUUAGAAUAAAAAAUAAAAAUUAAAGUUCCCAUCACGGUCAAUAGGAUUUCUUUUUUUUUUGGACACAGUCAAAUCAAAAUUUGGAGGUGGAAAAAAUAUAUAAUGUCUGAGAAUUAAAGACAAUAAAAACAAGGCUGAAAUCUUUUAUCAUGGACAGGCAGGUUAGGUCUGAAGGAAAGUAAAGGGUUAAUUACUCUCACUGCACUGGACUCCCUUGGAUUUUUAGACUUCUCAUUCAGUCGGCAAACAGUUGCACCAGGUUCAGUCAUUCAUAUUUUUCAUCCUGGCCACGGCUCACAAUUAGGCUGUAAUGAAACCCAAGGUGCCGCUGGUACUCUGGGUAGGAACCUUCCUGCUGUUGGCAGCCUCAGAACCAGCAGGAGACAAGGCGACAGAGGAGCCCGUUCCAUGCUCCAGGAGCUGCACCUGCCUGCACGAUGACUACACUCUGGAGCUCAACAUGUACUGCAGUACUCGCAACUUCACCCAAAUACCGACUGACAUGCCGACAUCUACUCAUUCUCUCUGGCUGGAUGGGAAUUUGUUCACUUCUCUCCCAGCAAUGUCUUUCAAGGAUCUCACCAACCUGAACUUUCUGAAUCUGCAAAGCGGUAGCCUCACAACGAUUGACCCGCAAGCUUUCAGAGGACUUCGGUCCCUAGCACACAUCCACCUGGAACGAAAUUCCCUCCGUGCCUUACCGGGUGCCCUCUUUCAGAACACGCCUAACCUUGCCUCACUCAGUCUACAUAACAACCACAUUGCAAGAAUCGAGGAGCGGUUGUUCGUGGGACUCUCACACAUGUGGCUACUCAACCUUGGUUGGAAUCUGAUAGCAGUCCUGCCCGAGACUGCGUUCCACGACCUACACGGACUACGUGAGCUUGUCCUCGCCGGAAACAGACUAGCUUACCUGCAGCCUCAACUUUUCCAAAAUCUUGUUGAGCUCAAAGAGCUGGAUCUAACAGCAAAUUCCCUAAAGGUAAUCAAAGCCAAUGUUUUCGUUAAACUUACCAAACUGCAAAAGCUCUACCUGGCCCAGAAUCAUAUUGUGACUGUGGUACCUAGAGCCUUUGCAGGCAUGAAGUCACUCAGAUGGUUGGACCUCACCAAUAACAGACUGGCGUCCCUGCACGACGACACAUUCGUUGGUCUGCUCAAUCUUCACGUACUGCGCCUCUCGAACAACUCCAUCAAUGGGAUCAAGCCCAGGACCUUCCGAGAUCUGCAGUAUCUGGAGGAACUACGGCUCAGUUAUAACCGGAUCAGAGCCUUGGGGGACAGGAUCUUUGAAGGACUCGGUCAUCUGGAGGUUCUAGAGUUGGAACACAAUCUAGUGCAGGAGGCACAGGUUGGCAGUUUCACUGGACUCUCUCAUGUGGCCGUUAUCAACCUUUCCGGAAGCUGCUUUCUAAGUCUGCCAGAUCAGGUCUUCAAAGGUCUCUCGAAGCUUCACAGCCUUCAUCUUGACAGAGGGUGUCUGACGAGGAUCACGGCCCAAUCGUUCGACGGGCUUUCUGCUCUGAGGAGACUUUUCUUGCAGCACAACAACAUCUCUGUGGUGGAACAUCAAAGCUUUUUGCACUUAGCAGGCCUGUCAGGACUGGACCUGAGCUUCAACAGGUUGGAGGUCCUGACAACAAACAUGUUCUUCGGCCUGAAGAACUUGGAGUACUUGCUUUUGUCCAACAAUGAAUGUCAACAGUUUUUGCAGAAUGGCACAAAACUGCUCCUUCCGAGGUUGCGCUACCUUGACCUGAGGGCUAAUGUCUUGACCAACAUGCUGCCUGAUUUUCCGCAGCAUAUGGAGAAACUUUUGCUGACUGGGAACCAUUGGAAAUGUGACUGUAGCAGCCUCCCGCUCAGAAACUACAGCUUAACGAAUCCAUCGGUGGUGCCCCGACAGGUGAAGACGCACGCAGAGGGUGAAGAGCCGGACACCACCAUCACCAUACACAACAAUAUUACUUGCAGCAGCCCACUACAUCUAGCUGGUCAGGACCUCCGGGAUAUUGAUGAGGAAUUCUACCAAAGCUGCACUUGAUCAUGUUUAGAGAAAUCGUUGAUUCAUCGAAUUAAUUUAAUUCCUGAUGAAACCAUGUAGAUAGAGUUAGAUUCAGCAAAAAAAAAAAAAAAAAAAAAGUUUAAAUUAUCAAUUUAUCAAUAUAUUGUGUAUUAAAAUUCACAUUUCCAUUGUGGGAAAAAGUAAUUGCAUAUAACAUGUUUUUCCAUAGACAUUAAAUGGAUUUUUAAA
Molecule: messenger RNA, 2368 nt
Organism: Cynoglossus semilaevis (tongue sole)
Lineage: Eukaryota; Metazoa; Chordata; Actinopteri; Pleuronectiformes; Cynoglossidae
Gene: igfals
Product: insulin-like growth factor binding protein, acid labile subunit
Exons: 2
Coding region: 425-2158 (577 amino acids)
Cellular component (GO): plasma membrane
Molecular function (GO): protein binding
Source: RefSeq, a predicted model, not a curated record